Messenger RNA from Fusarium graminearum PH-1, 771 nucleotides. RefSeq lists its product as uncharacterized. Lineage: Eukaryota; Fungi; Ascomycota; Sordariomycetes; Hypocreales; Nectriaceae. Bases 111 to 590 code for a protein of 159 amino acids. The record is from RefSeq and is a predicted model, not a curated record. The transcript has a single exon.
AUCACAACAAUCACAUCAACUCUUCAUCCAUCAACACUACCUUUCACCUUCACCUCCAACUAAACAAACCUUCAACCUUCACCUUCAACCAACCAACCUUCACCUUCACCAUGCUCUUCAGCAAGGUCGUCAUCCUCGCCGCCGCUGGCCUCGUCGCCUCAGAGGCUGCCCCCCAAGUCACCCAACCCGCCGUCCUCCGCCGUGACCUCGGCGACGACCUCAAGAACUGGGCCGAGACCAAGGCCGGCGAAAAGAUCACAAACGUCGAAGACUGGGCCAAGACCAACGCCAACGAGGUCCAGCAGUGGGCUUCCGAGCACGGCGGCGACGCCAAGAGCUGGGUCAAGGACAACUACAGCAACGCCGGCGACUACGUUUCCACAAAGGCCGACGCAGCUGGUGAUUUUGUGUCUACCAAGGCCGACGCCGCCAGCACCAAGAUCGAGGCUGCCAUUAGCGGUGCUUCCGCCAGCGCCUCUGCUGCUGCCAAGGACGAUGACAAUGCUGCUGCUAGCCUGAGCGGUCAGUCUGGUGUUGUUGCCAUGAUGGCUGCUAUUGGUGUCACCGCCUUUGGCUUCUUCCUCGCUUAAGCGACCUAAUUCUUUUUUUCGCACCAAGAUACCACGCAGCAUGUACACUUUUACAAUUCGGAGUUUGGGACCCUAGGGCAUAGACGGUACACAUAGAUGUGCGGACCUGGCUAGGGGAGGAUAAUGACGUUGAAUGACCAGCUAGGCAUACAAUGAAACAAUUACUACAAUCUUGACAGGA